AUGAUGAUGAAUCUCAACAUCACCGGUCUUCCUCGCCUCUCCCGCCCCUGCCUUAACGAACUUAUCCGUUCUUCCCUCUACUCUUUCGGCAUCAUCAAGGAGGUCGUUAUUUACCUGGAGAACAGGUUCUUUACUGGAUCUGGCUACGUGUACCUGGAACGCCCACCUAAUCAGGAUCGUGUUUACUCUCCCCUGGUUCACAAGAUUCCCUGCGAAGGUUAUGGUCAUGUUUUCGGCACUUGGGCCAAGAUGGGUCCCCAUUGCAGAUACUGUAAGGCCAUGGGCCACGUUCUGGCUGACUGCCCCACCCGCCCAAUCGAAUCUCGCACUUGUCACGCCUGUCAAGCCGUCGGCCACCUUCAGGCAACCUGUCCCCGUAUCAACAACCCUCAUCCCAACAACAACACCAGUAACAAACGCAUCCGUAAACAGCCCCGUCGUGAAUCCCAGUCCACCCCCGCCCGUACACAAACUCUUCCCCCUGUCCUUCCCGCACUACCCAAGCGAAAGAAAAAGUCCGCUCCUCGUACACCGCCUGCUAAUCAGUUUGACAUCUUGGGCAAGUCUGCGGCCGAGAUUGAGGCCGAACUUGCACAGCUAUCCACUCAUGACCCUUACCGAUGA
Messenger RNA from Phycomyces blakesleeanus NRRL 1555(-), 624 nucleotides. Its product is annotated as CCHC-type zinc finger transcription factor. The record is from RefSeq and is a predicted model, not a curated record. Gene Ontology annotation, molecular function: zinc ion binding; nucleic acid binding. NCBI's taxonomy places the organism in Eukaryota, Fungi, Mucoromycota, Mucoromycetes, Mucorales, Phycomycetaceae. Bases 1 to 624 code for a protein of 207 amino acids. The transcript has a single exon.